Messenger RNA from Neltuma alba, 1587 nucleotides. Its product is annotated as WAT1-related protein At5g07050-like. The record is from RefSeq and is a predicted model, not a curated record. Gene Ontology annotation, molecular function: transmembrane transporter activity. Bases 118 to 1380 code for a protein of 420 amino acids. Gene Ontology annotation, cellular component: membrane. Lineage: Eukaryota; Viridiplantae; Streptophyta; Magnoliopsida; Fabales; Fabaceae. The transcript has 7 exons.
GUUCCUCCUUUAAUACUUUGAUCUCCCUUCUGAUCUCUCUCUCUCUAGAAUUCUACAUCUUUCUCCUGAUUCUGCAAUUCCUUCUACAAAAGAAAGAGAAGGACUAGCGUAUAAGAAAUGGCUGAUGAGACUAAGCUUGGAGUUGGAGGAGGUUGUGGAAGGUUCCUUGAGAGCUCAAAACACUACAUUGCCAUGAUUGCUUUGCAGUUUGGAUAUGCAGGCAUGAAUAUUAUCACCAAGGUUUCACUCAACCAAGGCAUGAGCCACUAUGUCCUCGUGGUUUAUCGGCACGCCUUCGCAACCGCUUCCAUCGCUCCCUUUGUUUUCAUCUUUGAAAGGAAAGGUCAACCAAAGAUAACAUUCCCAAUAUUCAUGCAAAUUUUCAUCCUUGCUCUUCUUGGACCUGUGAUUGAUCAAAAUUUCUACUAUGCUGGGCUGAAAUUCACAUCCCCAACCUUCUCUUGUGCAAUGAGCAACAUACUUCCUGCCAUGACUUUUGUGAUGGCAGUUCUAUGCCGGAUGGAGAAGAUCAAUAUGAAGAAGGUGAGGUGUCAAGCAAAGGUGGUGGGAACCAUAGUGACAGUGGCUGGGGCCAUGGUAAUGACAUUGUACAAAGGUUCUGUUGUGGAGAUGUUGUGGACCAGACAUGCCCACUCUCACACCACCCAACACACUUCAACUUCUUCUUCCUCCUCCUCAGACAAACAAUGGUUCAUUGGCUCCAUCUUCCUUAUCAUUGCAACUUUUGCCUGGGCUUCCCUUUUUGUUUUACAAGCAAAAGCAUUGGAGACAUACAAGAAUCAUCAGCUGAGUCUAACAUCACUAAUAUGCUUCAUAGGAGCACUUCAGGCAAUUGUUGUUACUUUUGUGAUGGAACACAAGCCUUCUGUAUGGAAGAUUGGCUUCGACAUGAACCUGCUUGCUGCCGCCUAUGCUGGGAUUGUGACCUCAAGCCUGUCAUACUAUAUACAAGGACUGGUGAUCAAGAAGAAAGGUCCCGUCUUUGCUACUGCCUUCAGCCCUUUGAUGAUGAUUAUUGUGGCCAUCAUGGGCUCCUUCAUCCUUGCUGAAAAAAUUUAUCUUGGAGGUGUGAUUGGGAGCAUCUUAAUAGUUAUUGGAUUAUACUCUGUCUUAUGGGGAAAGCAUAAAGAGAGAGUGGAAAGCAAAGUGGCUGAAGCAGAAGAUAUAGCCUUAUCAAUGAAAGCCUCGAAAGUGAAUGCAAAUAUUAAUAAUAAUAGUAAUAGUAAUUUUGCAUCGGAUGGCAAACAAUUAAUUAAUAAUGCAGCAAAAUUAGAGAAAGCAGAAGAAUCCUUCAACAACAAUAAUUCAUCAGUUCUCAUCAGCAUGCCUCGCAGUACCAACCAAGAGCCAGAAGCUUAAUUACGUAAUUAAUUAAGCCGCUUGGAAUAAUAUCAACAGAGAUUUUAUUUUAUUCUCUGGGUGGGUUUUUAUUGAAUCUCUUUCAUAAUUGAAGGGAUCUUGGUUUGGUGUAUGAUCUAAUUAAGUUGCUGCAUAAUUUUGCAACAAAGUUUCAACUGAUUAUUAUAUCAUCAGUUUAUAAAAGCAGAAACAUGUGUCUUCUAUCUC